GCGGGGCUCAUGGUACGUUUUUAAUAUGUAUCGGCGGGGCGGGACAAAGGCAGACGGAAGUGUUGUGUGUUGUUGCCGGAAGUGGCGAGGGAAAGUUUGUGAUGGCGGCUGCAAUUUUAGCCGAAAAGGUGCCGGUGGACAGCGCGGAGGAGGGGGAGCAGCCCCUGGCGACGGCGGCGGAGCUGGCCGCGCAGAAGCGCGAACAGAGGCUUCGCAAAUUCCGGGAGCUGCACCUGAAGCGGAAUGAGGCUCGCAAAUUGAAUCACCAAGAAGUUGUUGAAGAAGAUAAAAGACUCAAGUUACCUGCUAACUGGGAAGCCAGAAAGGCCCGUCUGGAGUGGGAACUGCAGGAGGAAGAAAAGAAGAAGGAAUGUGCCGCAAGAGGGGAAGACUAUGAGAAAGUGAAGCUGCUGGAGAUCAGUGCGGAAGACGCGGAAAGAUGGGAGAGGAAAAAGAAGAGGAAAAACCCUGACCUGGGAUUCUCAGAUUAUGCUGCUGCCCAGUUACGUCAAUAUCAUCGACUGACCAAACAGAUCAAACCUGACAUGGAAUCGUAUGAGAGACUGAGAGAAAAACAUGGAGAAGAGUUUUUCCCAACAUCCAACAGUCUUCUUCACGGAACACACGUGCCUUCCACAGAGGAGGUUGAUAGGAUGGUCACAGAUCUGGAAAAGCAAAUCGAAAAACGAGACAAAUACAGCCGGAGACGUCCUUAUAACGAUGAUGCAGACAUCGACUACAUUAAUGAAAGGAAUGCUAAAUUCAACAAGAAAGCAGAAAGAUUCUAUGGGAAAUAUACGGCUGAAAUUAAACAGAAUUUGGAAAGAGGAACAGCGGUCUAAUCCCUUCAGGAACUGUUAGGAACUGUUUUUAAAAGCUUGACAAUGCUGGCAAAUUGAAGUUCUCUUCAAAGUUUUAUCAGGAAACCAGCAGUCAUUCUACGAUGCCUUCCUCAUCAGCAUUUGGAAAUAAAUGUUUUUCUUAAACAUAUACUUCCAUGUAUAUUCCCCUAUUUCUGUGCUUGGAUAGAAGAUGCAUUUUAAGAUGUAGUGUACUUGGUCUGUAAAAAUCUACUUUGUAUAAAUACUAAUUAUUUUUCUAUGUA
Molecule: messenger RNA, 1105 nt
Organism: Acinonyx jubatus (cheetah)
Lineage: Eukaryota; Metazoa; Chordata; Mammalia; Carnivora; Felidae
Gene: SYF2
Product: SYF2 pre-mRNA splicing factor
Exons: 7
Coding region: 102-842 (246 amino acids)
Cellular component (GO): Prp19 complex; catalytic step 2 spliceosome; post-mRNA release spliceosomal complex
Source: RefSeq, a predicted model, not a curated record